CGACCCGAAUAAACCAGAAUUAUAGCCACAAGGUACAGUCACUCGUAUCACAUCCCAUUGAACAUUUUCGACAUUAAUUAAAAUUUCAGGGUGUUUUUGGAACAUUCGCCUAUCGCCAUCAUCCUUGUAAAGUUGGCUGCUGAAAAUCGAGGGGUUGGUGAAACCUUCCACCGAGUCAACUCAAUAUAACAACCACAAAGGACACCACCUGUCACCACCCAUUACACCUAAUUUCUUGAUAUAAAACUUUCCGAUUUCAGGAAGAGAAACUAAGGAGAGAUAUGGCACAAGUUAGCAAAUUUUGUAAUGGAACUCAAAACGCCGUCGUUUCCCUGAAUCCUUCAAAAUCGCACCAGCCCAAAUCAGUUUUCUCAGUUUCGUUUAGACCACAGAGCAAAGGAUGUUCCAGUUAUUGGGGUUUGAAUCACAAUGUCAGGUUGAGUAAUCAUGCAAUUCGCACAGCUAGGGUUUCAGCCUCUGUUGAUACCGCUGAGAAACCAUCAAGUGUAUCCGAGAUUACGUUGCAACCUAUCAAAGAGAUUUCCGGUACAAUUAAAUUGCCGGGUUCCAAGUCUCUAUCGAAUCGGAUUCUCCUCCUCGCUGCCCUCUCUGAGGGAACAACUGUGGUUGAUAACUUGUUGGAAAGUGAUGAUAUUUUCCACAUGCUUGUUGCCUUGAAAAAACUUGGAUUGAAUGUAGAAGAGGACAGUGCAAAUAGACUGGCGAUUGUGGAAGGUUGUGGUGGUCUGUUUCCAGUCGCAAAAGAAUCAAAAGGUGAAGUUGAGCUGUUUCUUGGAAAUGCAGGUACAGCAAUGCGUCCAUUGACAGCUGCCGUAACUGCUGCUGGUGGCAAUUUGAGCUACCUACUUGAUGGAGUACCUCGAAUGAGAGAGAGACCAAUUGGGGACUUGGUCGAUGCUCUUAAACAGCUUGGUGCUGAUGCUGAUUGCAUUCUUGGCACAAAUUGCCCCCCUGUUCGUAUCAGUGGAAAGGGAGGCCUCCCAGGAGGAAAGGUGAAGCUUUCUGGAAAAAUUAGUAGCCAAUACCUGACUGCUUUGCUCAUGGCAACACCUUUGGCCCUCGGGGAUGUGGAAGUUGAGAUAAUUGAUAAGCUUAUUUCCAUUCCUUAUGUUGAGAUGACUUUGAAAUUGAUGGAACGUUUUGGGGUCACUGUAGAGCACAGUGAUAGCUGGGAUCGGUUCUUCGUCCGAGGAGGUCAAAAAUACAAGUCUCCUGGAAAUGCUUUUGUGGAAGGUGAUGCUUCAAGUGCAAGUUACUUCCUAGCUGGUGCUGCAAUCACUGGUGGGACCAUCACAGUUGAAGGUUGUGGAACAACUAGUUUACAGGGUGAUGUGAAAUUUGCUGAGGUUCUUGGGCAAAUGGGUGCUAAAGUUUCCUGGAAGGAGAACAGUGUCACUGUCACAGGACCACCUCGAACUCCUUAUGGAAGGAAACACUUGCAAGCUAUUGAUGUCAAUAUGAAUAAAAUGCCAGAUGUUGCCAUGACUCUUGCCAUAGUUGCGCUGUUUGCUGAUGGUCCUACUGCCGUUAGAGAUGUUGCAAGUUGGAGAGUGAAAGAGACUGAGCGUAUGAUUGCUAUUUGCACAGAACUCAGGAAGCUGGGAGCUACAGUAGAAGAAGGGCCAGACUACUGUGUAAUCACUCCACCAGAGAAACUAAAUGUGGCUGCAAUUGACACUUAUGACGAUCACCGCAUGGCCAUGGCAUUCUCUCUUGCUGCCUGUGCAGAAGUUCCGGUCACCAUCAAGGAUCCUAGUUGCACACGGAAAACUUUCCCUGACUACUUUGAUGUCCUCCAAAGGGUUACAAAGCAUUAAAUUAGAUCUUCUACAUUCAUUAAAGGCAAGAGAAAAGAGGGAUUGUCUUUUUGACCCCAUGAACCAUAGCAUGGGAAAGCAAUCCACACUUCAUUUUACUGAAAUGUAUGUGCAAGUAGAACCUGUUAUUAUUAUUUUUAUUUCAAAACUGUAAGUUAUUUUUUACUUGAAAUGAGUUGCUUGUUUGAUCCUUGUCUUGAAAGGUUCAAUUUAAUACCAAUAUGACCCAAGUGGGUUCACUCCA
This is a messenger RNA of Mangifera indica (mango), 2082 nucleotides long. Its product is annotated as 3-phosphoshikimate 1-carboxyvinyltransferase 2-like. The record is from RefSeq and is a predicted model, not a curated record. The coding region runs from base 282 to 1838 and encodes 518 amino acids. Gene Ontology annotation, molecular function: 3-phosphoshikimate 1-carboxyvinyltransferase activity. The transcript has 8 exons. Lineage: Eukaryota; Viridiplantae; Streptophyta; Magnoliopsida; Sapindales; Anacardiaceae. Gene Ontology annotation, biological process: chorismate biosynthetic process; aromatic amino acid biosynthetic process.